CAGGCCGGUGGCUGAGAGAAAUAGCCAGAGCGAGGGAGAAGACAGGAAGACUCGGGAGGGAAAGACUGAGGAGAGGAAGGGAUAAUGAGAGAAGAAGAAGAAACCCAUUCCAGCUGUGUUUCGAUAACAGAGCCGUGAGAACUUCUUCACAUUGAGGAAUUUUCCACGGCACGCCAAGGGAACAAACUUCUGACAUUCUCCUGUCGGCAUUUAUUUAUUUUUUCACAAACAAAACAUCUACUUGUACAUGUCGACGGGACAUAAAUAGCACCACAGUUCAUUGGACGAGAAGUUGAAUUUACUGUUCUAGUUUGGUGCAUCAGAAGCCUCCUCAGCUUGUCAUUUUGAAGACAAACAUGAGCAACUUGACUCUGCUGGAGAGCUUGUUCUUCCCUCCUCUCUGCGAUGGCUGGACCAACAAAACAGAGGGAGCCAUCUACCAUUUGGGCAACACCAUGCUGGUCCUGGGCUACAUGGGGGGCAGCGGGGCCUACGGGUGCCUCUUCAUCUUCGGCUUCCUGACUCCAGCCUUCGGGUGCCUGACCCUGUGGGGCUGGAUGACGAUGUGCGGCCUGGACGUUUUCACCUGGAACCUCCUCCUGCUGCUGGCUUGCCUGGGUCAGAUCUGCCACCUGCUGUACCGGCUGCACCAGGAGGGGAUACGCAGCGAGGAGAUGACCUCCCUCUACCAGGCGGUGUACCUGCCGCUGGGCGUGCCCGUCCAGGUGUUCCAGGAGAUCGCAGGCGCCUUUGAGAGCAAGGUGGUGGAGCUGAAAGUAGGAGAGACGUACGCUGUGGAGGGAAAGACGCCCAUCGACCAGCUCUCCUUUCUGCUGUCUGGGAGGAUCAAUGUAUCUUUGGAGGGUCAGUUCCUGCACUACAUCCACCGCCACCAGUUCCUCGACUCUCCAGAGUGGGAGUCUCUCAGACCAAACGAGGAGGGAAAGUUUCAGGUGACGAUGACAGCAGAAGAAGACUCUCGCUACAUCUCGUGGCGUCGCCGUCGCCUCUACCUCUUGAUGUCGAAGCACCGCUACAUCUCUCGCUUGUUCUCCGUCAUGCUGGGCCACGACAUCGCCGAGAAGCUCUACAACCUCAACGACAAGCUAUACAUCAAGUGCGGCAUGCUGCUGGACAUCCGCCUGCCCAGCCUCUACCACGUGUUGGCCCCUUCCUCUCAGAGCAGCGAGGGCAGCGAGGUCAAAGAGCAUCUUCAUCAUCAGGGAGAAGACCCAGCACCGACCUAUCGGACCUCAGAUCCAGACGAGUUUCAGCCCAGCCUGCAGGGACCAAGAACCCCCCACCUGGAAGACCCCCAGACCCCCCUGAACGACCGCCAUCACAUCCCCUGGGCGUCAGACCCCGAGCUGCCCACCGGUGAGGACUCCACCAGCCUGGUCCUGGAGGAUUUUGCCGAUGUGGCGGGCUCCUUAACGGAUUAUGGCAGUGAGAGGGAUUAUUUGAGGUAGAGGGGCAUGGAGGGGGCUGCGGCUAACACACUGGGUCACCACUUAAGCUACAUGAGGGGAUGGUAACGGGGAACUUCCACCUCGAUUCCUGAGGGGCAGAGCGCCGCUGGCUCCCACCGACACUCCCAAACUGUGAGAGCAGUUUCUCCUGGAAACACUUUAUCAUCAUCAGCAGUGAGUCUCCACCUCCCUCACCUCAGUUCACAUCAUCAGGCCUGAGCAUAGAGAAGACCUUCCUUCUCUCUAUUUCAUUGACAGCCUGAGUGAUGAGGAUAAUAUUGAUAUAUUUUACCAAUCAAUACUUGUGGAAAGCUGAUAUUCAUCACCAUAAUAACUCAAAUGUAUGUUAUGUCCACAAUUUGUAAGUUCUUUGUGUCAUCUGGUCAUGAUUUAAAGCCUCUGAAGAAGCAUUAAUGCCACCAAAUCUGCCUUAAAAUCUUAGAAGCAGGGGGACCCAUCACAUGUAUUCAAUUAGAAAAUAUAGAUAUUUCAGCAUUUCAAUGAGCAAAGAUGUUAUAUAAUAGAUUUUUGUAAACACCAAGUGAACCAAUAAACUUCUAAAUGAACAAAUAUUUUGAGUCUGUCACAAUUCUCAAAGAAAAAAGAAGGGACAUGCUGUCAUUUAAUACAUCUUAAUGACACUUUCAUAUAUGUACCUGAGGACAGAGGGAUGGCUUUCACGUUACCAGCAUAUUAAAUGUAUGACAAAUGUAUUCUGAGAUAAUUCAACAGAUGUAUUAAGUGUUCAUCUUACCAACAAUAAAGGUAAGACAUUGACUUCA
Messenger RNA from Notothenia coriiceps (black rockcod), 2251 nucleotides. It is a transcript of the gene popdc2, whose product is annotated as popeye domain cAMP effector 2. Gene Ontology annotation, molecular function: cAMP binding. The transcript has 4 exons. Gene Ontology annotation, cellular component: sarcolemma. The coding region runs from base 357 to 1469 and encodes 370 amino acids. The record is from RefSeq and is a predicted model, not a curated record. Gene Ontology annotation, biological process: heart development; skeletal muscle tissue development; regulation of membrane potential. NCBI's taxonomy places the organism in Eukaryota, Metazoa, Chordata, Actinopteri, Perciformes, Nototheniidae.